AUGCCUGUAUUCUCUAGGUUAGCCGUUGCUGUUCAGCUCUUUGCUGUAAUCCUGUCGCCAGUUCUCGGUGCCGCCGCUAAGCCCCAGUAUGACUAUGUCAUUGUCGGAGGCGGUGUCACUGGAUUGAUUGUUGCCAACCGCAUCACUGAGGACAAGAGCAAGACUGUCCUUGUCGUUGAAGCGGGUGACAACGUCGAUACCGAUGCAACCAAGAUCCCAUACAAGGCCAAUGACUUGACCUCUGCGGCUGGUUUGAUUUGGGAGAACAUCAACUCCCUACCUGAGCCAGCUAUCGGCAACACAUCGUACCAGGUUGUUGUUGCCAAGGUCCUCGGUGGUGGAUCUGUCAUCAAUGGCAUGGUCUACGACCGCGGCUCAGCUGCCGACUACGAUGCGUGGGAGGCUCUCGGCAACAAAGGAUGGGGUUGGAAGGGAAUGGAAGAGGCCUUCAUCAAGGGUACCACUUUCCAACCUCCCACUCCCGAUGUUGUCAAAGACUUCAACAUCACUUGGGAUGAGUCGACCUACGGUAACGGACCGUUGACGGUCUCAAUCACAUCCAACCAAUAUGAGGAUAUCAAGGACUACUGGGCGGCGUGGAAGGCCACUGGAAUCUACAUCCCAGAGGAUGGAAACGCCGGCGAAGCCUACGGUCCUUCUUGGUACGCCAACACCAUGGAUGCGACCACUGGACGCCGCGCACAUGCUCGCUACGCGUACUACGACCCCAUUCAGACUCGUGCCAACCUCCACAUCCUCACAGGUACCACCGCCGACAAGAUCAUCUUUGACAACAAGAAGAAGCCGCUCAUGGCUACUGGUGUCGAGGUUACCGACAAGACUGGAAAGACUUCCACCUUCUACGCUAAGAAAGAGGUCGUCCUGGCUGCGGGCGCUAUCCAGACACCUAAGCUCCUUCAGCUCAGUGGUAUUGGCCCCAAGUCCGUCCUGAAGGCUGCCGGUAUCGACGUCAAGGUUGAGCUCGAUGCUGUAGGCUCCAACUUCCAGGACCACCCAUACGCCACCGUUGUCUUCAACACCACUUCCAACUACUUCCCCAACCAGAACUCGCUGAUGACCAACGCGACAUUUAACGCUUCCGCUUGGGAGCAGUACGUUGAGCACAAGACUGGUCCUUACACCUAUGCCCGCGGUAACGCCCUGGCUUUCAUCUCCCUGCCUGACAUUACCAAGGACUUCAAGUCUCUUAUCAGCACCCUUAACAGCCAGACCGCCACCGACUACCUUCCUAGCAUCUACAAGAAUAGCAAGAAGCUCGCCAAGGGCUUUGCUAAGCAGCGUGCAGUCAUUGCUGACAUCUUCGGCCGCAAGGAUGCCGCCGUGGCCGAGUUCCCCGUUCCCGCGGACGGCUCAUACGGUCUUGUCGGUGUCGAGAAGCCCCUGUCGCGUGGUACCGUCUACAUCGACGCAAAGAACCCCAACGGCCCUCCCAACGUCGUCUACAACGCCUUUGUCAACCCCAUCGACCGUAUGGUCAUGGCCGCUGGUAUGCGAUUCUUCCGCACCGUGUGGGCCCGCCCCGAGCUCGCCAGCCACAAGAUCUCCGAGACCGUCCCUGGUGCUCAAUACACCUCCGACAAGGAGAUUUACGAUGCCCUGCUUGCCCAGUCGAUGUUGUCCCCUACUCUCGCUCACCCAUCUGGCUCUUGCCCGAUGAUGCCUGAGAAGGACGGUGGCUGUGUCAGCGACAAGUUGAUGGUUUACGGCACACAGCAUCUGUCUAUCAUUGACGCUUCUAUCAUCCCUAUCAUCCCGUCUUGCCAUCUCCAGGCUACCAUGUACGGUAUUGGUGAGAAGGCUGCUGAGAUUAUCAAGUCCAGGUAG
Molecule: messenger RNA, 1845 nt
Organism: Alternaria incomplexa
Lineage: Eukaryota; Fungi; Ascomycota; Dothideomycetes; Pleosporales; Pleosporaceae
Exons: 2
Coding region: 1-1845 (614 amino acids)
Biological process (GO): secondary metabolite biosynthetic process
Molecular function (GO): oxidoreductase activity, acting on CH-OH group of donors; flavin adenine dinucleotide binding
Source: RefSeq, a predicted model, not a curated record